UGAUAUAUUUAUUUACGUCACACUGAUCUUGAAAUCAACUACAGGCGAUACCAUUAAUACUGGAGUACAGCCUCGUGGCCCCUCACUGUAAGAUCUAGAGCUACAGAAGUCUGAUCGAUACUUUAGAAGUUCUCAAGCGCCCUUAAGAACAGCAAUGGCUGAAGAUCUUCCACCAGAACAGAUUGCAGUGUUGAAAAAGGCAUUUGAUGCCUUUGAUCGUGAGAAGUCUGGAAGUAUCUCUACUAACAUGGUUGAGGAGAUCCUGCGUCUCAUGGGACAGCCCUUCAACAGAAACACGCUGGAGGAACUGAUUGAUGAAGUAGAUGCCGACAAAUCAGGACGAUUGGAGUUCGACGAAUUUAUCACAUUAGCGGCCAAAUUCAUUAUUGAAGAGGAUGCAGAAGCCAUGGAGAAAGAACUUCGGGAAGCAUUCCGACUUUAUGAUAAGGAAGGCAAUGGUUACAUCCCAACAUCAUGUCUGAGGGAGAUCUUGCGAGAACUUGACGACCAGCUGACAAGUGAUGAGCUCGACAUGAUGAUUGAAGAGAUCGACUCUGAUGGCUCGGGAACGGUGGACUUCGAUGGCAAGUAUUCAGAACGAAGACGCGCAUUCCCUGCGUGCCAGACGCCUUAGUCGACGGACACGCACGAUUAAUCUCGAAGGCCGUAUCAGACAUCUUCAUAUUCAUAAUUACCAGCGUUCUGAUUCGCUUGCUUCCUUGGUGUAGUCUUCUGCAAUAUACUUAUAUUAAAAAUUUAUCAUGGAGCGAAUUGCAGAGAAAGAAAUAUACAAGAAUGUUAUAUAAAUGGUCUUUACUCUACGCUAACAGUACUGCCAUGUCAGUGAAAGAGGUGGGUACUUACUUCCCCCAUCAUGCAUCAGUGCAGCAGAGCCUACAAUCUGAAGCGAUUCACGUUCAUAGUAUUUCGGAACUGUAUCUACUACUCCUGGUUAUUAAAGUCUCUCUGUGAACAGGUUAGCCAUAUUCUGAAUAUAUGUGGCGUGUCAAAAUAGUAAUGAAAACUAUACGAAUCAAAAUUACAGAAUGAGAAAUAUUCCUCAACCAGACCAGAAUUAUACUAAAUAGUUUUACAUGGCGGUGAGUUUCAAUUUCAGAACCUGCUUUAAUAGCUUUAUAAUAUCCCAGAACUCAGUUAAGUAUAUAUGUCAUACACGUCACACAACACGGACAAACAGGUGUAUAAUGAA
Molecule: messenger RNA, 1210 nt
Organism: Zootermopsis nevadensis
Lineage: Eukaryota; Metazoa; Arthropoda; Insecta; Blattodea; Termopsidae
Source: RefSeq, a predicted model, not a curated record